Messenger RNA from Corythoichthys intestinalis (scribbled pipefish), 7798 nucleotides. RefSeq names its product diacylglycerol kinase eta. The coding region runs from base 540 to 3806 and encodes 1088 amino acids. Lineage: Eukaryota; Metazoa; Chordata; Actinopteri; Syngnathiformes; Syngnathidae. Gene Ontology annotation, biological process: diacylglycerol metabolic process; intracellular signal transduction; lipid phosphorylation. Gene Ontology annotation, molecular function: ATP-dependent diacylglycerol kinase activity. The transcript is spliced from 32 exons. The record is from RefSeq and is a predicted model, not a curated record.
CCUCCCACCGCCGCUUCAUCUUUUUGUCGUUAAGGGCAACCACAGGAUGGAAGCGCACACACAUGCAUGCACAAGACGACAAGAUGACUAGUGUUUAUUUUAAAUAGGAGGGUGGAACAUGUCCAUUUUCAGAAUUUCGGGGUCGAACUGAGCCCCAAAGCCCAAGAUCAUUUGAAGCCUUCUCUUAUUUCCCUCUUCCCUGUCCUCCACCGCUCUUCCUACCUGCUCCAAUUCGUUUCCGGCAGCCAGCGGAGAAGGAGGAAGGGCCCGCCGGCGAGCACUCGGAAGCGGGCGACGAGCGUUCGCGGCAGCCGAGGGAAGGUAAGCCGCGCGCGUGUCGUUGCUUUCCCGCUGACGGCAAUUCGACGCGCAGGCAGGGCGGGAUGGGGGCUGAAACGCGCGCCGGAACCUGCCAACGAGCGACAUUUUCCUCCUCUAUUCGCCUCUCAUCAUCACCACCAUCACCACCACAUAUGUCGCCAUCCUAAGGGGCCGUUUUGGAGAACAACAAGACAACCAUACAGGAAAAGAGUCCCGUCAUGGCUUCCAAACUCAACCCCAACGUUCUAUACGUGGCGGAACCCGGCGAGUCGACCCGGGCGGACCCCGAGAGGACCCCUCUCGCCGGCGACGCGGGAGACGAGUCCUCCGACAGCGACGGGGAGCAAGAGACGUCGCACAAGCUGAUCCGCAAAGUGUCCACCUCGGGUCAGAUGCGGGCCAAGAAGAGUGUGAAAGAGGGAAUCCUGUUGAAGCAGACAAGCUCCUUCCAAAGAUGGAAGCGCCGCUACUUCAAGCUCCGAGGCAGGACACUGUACUACGCCAAGGACUGCAAGUCUCUGAUUUUUGACGAGGUGGACCUGUCAGAUGCUAGCGUGGCCGAAACGGGCCCAAAGAACAUCAACAACAGCUUCACGGUGAUCACUCCUUUUCGCAAAUUGAUGCUGUGUGCUGAGAACAGGAAAGAAAUGGAAGACUGGAUCGGGGCUCUCAGAUCAGUCCAGAAAUGGGAAAUCUACGAGGCCAGCCAGUUCAACAUGGAGCAUUUUUCGGGCAUGCACAACUGGUACGCGUGCUCCCAUGCCCGACCCACUUUCUGCAACGUCUGCAGAGAGGCUCUGCCGGGCGUCACCUCCCAUGGACUUUCUUGCGAAGUAUGCAAAUUUAAGGCUCACAAGCGCUGCGCGGUUCGUUCCACCAACAACUGCAAGUGGACCACGCUGGCCUCCAUCGGGAACGACAUCAUCGAAGAUGAGGACGGGGUGUCCAUGCCCCACCAGUGGCUGGAAGGCAACCUGCCCGUCAGCGCAAAGUGCGUGAUGUGCGACAAGAACUGCGGCAGUGUGCGAAGGCUGCAAGACUGGCGCUGCCUGUGGUGCAAGGCUAUCGUCCACAACAGCUGUAGAGAACAAAUGGGCAAAGUUUGCCCUCUGGGUCAGUGUCGGGUGUCCAUUAUCCCUCCUACUGCACUUAACAGCAUCGACUCUGACGGCUUCUGGAAGGCUACAUCGGCAUCCUGUUCCAGCCCUCUUCUGGUCCUGGUCAACUCCAAAAGCGGGGACAACCAGGGGGUUAAGUUCCUCCGCAAGUUCAAGCAGCUCCUCAACCCAGCCCAAGUCUUUGACCUGAUGAACGGAGGGCCGGAGCUCGGCCUGCGCCUCUUUCAGAAGUUUGUGACAUUUCGCAUCCUAGUGUGCGGGGGUGACGGCAGCGUGGGCUGGGUGCUUUCAAUGCUGGAUAAACUCAAUCUUCACAAACAGUGCCAGCUUGGUGUGCUACCGCUGGGUACCGGGAACGACCUAGCCCGCGUUCUGGGCUGGGGGGGCCUCUGCGAUGAUGACGCCCAGCUGCUGCAGAUCUUAGAGAAGCUGGAGAGGGCCACCACCAAAAUGCUGGACCGCUGGAGCGUGAUGACCUACGAGGUUCCCGCCACUUCUAAACAUGCCCCGUCAGGCAAGGAAGACGACAUCCUUGAAUGCCCCCUGCAGGUUCACAUCACUCAGUAUGCCGACUCGGUGGCGUCCCACCUGGCUAAAAUCCUGGAUUCAGACAAACACAGCGAUGUCAUUUCCUCUGCCAGGUUCCUGUGUGGGACGGUGAACGAGUUUGUGGCCGAGGUGGGCAAAGCGUAUGAGAGAGCCACGGAGAACAAGGAGGAAGCGGACGCCAUGGCAAAGAAGUGUGCUUUGCUAAAUGAGAAGCUGGAUUCCCUUGUCAAAGCCUUAAGUGAGGAAGCUGAAGCUCAGGUUGUUCCGGCGGGUUCCCCGGCUGGCGGAGGAGACUGUGGCUCCGGCCCUGAUAAAGACGGCGACGACGGGUGCUCCGAUGGCCAAACGUACCGCUCCAGGGAGCAGCUAAUGCUGCGUGCAAACAGUCUGAAAAAGGCGCUAAGGCAAAUCAUCGAACAGGCCGAGAAAGUGGUGGACGAGCAGAACCGACACACUCAAGUCCACAGGAUGUGGUCAGCAUCUUCCGUCAAACAGGAAAACAGUGAGGAGCUCAAGGAUGCCGAGAUGCGCACAUGCUAUAAAAAUUUAAGUCCAUCAUCACCCAUCGUGCUGGAAAAAUCGGCAAACCUCCACACGGUCAACUACAAUGAGGACUCUGUACAAUGCUGGGAGAAGUGCGUGAUGAACAACUACUUUGGCAUCGGCCUGGACGCCAAGAUCUCGCUGGAGUUCAACAACAAGCGCGAUGAACAUCCGAAAAAGUGCAGCAGUCGCACAAAAAACAUGAUGUGGUACGGAGUCCUAGGGACUAAAGAGCUGGUCCAGAAGACCUACAAGAACCUGGAGCAGAGAGUUCAGCUGGAGUGCGACGGCGUCGCUGUUCCUCUGCCCAUUCUCCAGGGCCUAGCGGUGCUCAACAUACCUAGCUAUGCCGGGGGGAUCAACUUCUGGGGAGGCACCAAGGAGGACAAUAAUUUUGGCGCACCGUCUUUUGACGACAAAAAGCUGGAAGUAGUAGCGGUGUUUGGCAGUAUGCAAAUGGCCAUGUCCAGAGUCAUCAACUUGCAGCACCACCGGAUUGCGCAGUGUCGCCAGGUAAAGAUCACCAUCUUGGGGGAUGAGGGUGUCCCCGUACAAGUGGACGGCGAGGCCUGGAUCCAGCCACCGGGAAUCGUCAAGAUACUCCACAAGAAUCGAGCUCAGAUGCUGACCAGGGACAGGGCGUUUGAGAGCACAUUAAAGUCAUGGGAGGACAAGUUGAAGAUCGACAGCGAUCGGGCCAACAGGCCCCGCCUCAACUCGCAGCAGUCCAUGGAGUACCUGACGGAGGAAGAGUGCGCUCAGGUGCAGCAGCUGGGCUUGGUGGCUGAAACGCUCAUCAGCAAGAUACGUGAGGCUGCUAAGAUCCACAAGCUGGUGGAGCAAGAGCUGGCGCACGCUGUCAACGCCAGUGCCGUUGUGCUGACUGAGGCCAAGCUGUCCAGCCCCGAGUUUCUGAGUCGCAGCACAGCCGUGGAAAUCGUCAACAGCAGCAAAGUUCUGCAGGCGGAGACGACAAUGCUUCUGGAUGGCAAACAUCUAUCCGAUUCACCUGAGGAAGAGGAGCUCCGCCUAACAUUGAGCAGCCUGAGUGGCGAGCUCCACAAGUUGGACGACAUCCACUGGAUCUGUCCGCUGAUGCACUGUGCCGAGGAGGAGUCUGUGCGUCCCUGUAGUAAAAGCAGCAUGAAGUUGAAGAUCAUGCCCAAGGUGAAGAGGGAGAAGGAGAAGCUACACAAGCAGAAGUCCAACAGCUCGCUCUCAGGAACAUUGGACGUCAAAACCGCGACUCCUGACGCAGAACCGUCAGCCAACUGAGCUUCUUUUGGGCGGAGCGCUUGACUUUUGUUAGCCAACUUCUGAACGAGGAGGCGCCGACGACGUUUCCCCCGCUGUACUUUUCGUUUCGAGACGUGUCUGCCGCGCUACCGAAAGAGCCCGCAAUGAAUGUGUCCUGUCUGAAACGGUGUUUACACGUCGCCCGCGCGCCGAGCGCGGUCAGCUUAUUCAAGCGUCGCAAACGAAACUGCCUUCGGAUUGAAGCGAACCGCCCGGGGACGCCUUGUUGCUAUGCUAGCGACCUUCCGUGACAAGAAACAAACAUAUUGAAUGUAUUUGUGUGUUGAGCUGUGAAUAUUACUACCGCUAAUAAUGUGCACAUGCAAGGUUUUCAAGUGGUUCUUAGUUUUUUUUUUAGGCUUGCAGUGGCCUCACUGGUACCGGGAGUUGCUAACAAACAGCUGAUUGUGGAUGUAACGCAGCGUUCCCAAUUGUUGUUCUCUUUUGCUGCCUCCCGUGCAUUCAUGUACGUGAUCGUGUUGAACUUAAGCGCUUGUCGUGAGGGGUGCCGCGGCUGCGCGCUAUUCAUUUAGGAUGCUGAAGACGCUCGGACGGCCUGCCGCCUUUUUGCCUUUGGGGCUUUCGUGGUGUCGUGUGCCAAGCGGAGCAUGCGCGUAACGUGGCGUCCAUUUCAAAUUGACUGUCUUGCCUUGCACUUUACACACUUCUCGGUGGGAGGAACGCGGCAACGGGAUGAAGAAUAUGAAUGUUGUGAGGAAAUAUUCAAGAUUUCAUGUAAACACACACGUGCCCGUCGAAGUGAUACGUCGUUCCCGUCCGCCGGUGCAACCAUUUGAAGCUUAAAGCCAAAGCUUAAAAGGUGGACUCAUGAAUCGCUGAUUGAUUUACGACUCGCGUAGUAGAAUAUGUGUGACUUUUUUCAAAACUGUAUCAUCGACUUGCUUCGAAGUUGGCAAUUCGUGUGCUGGUUUAAAAAAGGCGAGCUGAAGUAUAUUUAAACUAAUGAUUGCUUUCAUGUUAUUUAACAGGGUUCCGCAGAGUCCCACAUGUGUGCGUGUUGCCAAUUGUUUAAGACAAAGACAAGUUGUCAGGGCUUUGAAUUGAUUGCAAGGUUUACAAUGAAAAACACGCGGACCUACCCUUGGACUGACACCGCCACUAGCUAGAAGACAAACAAGGGUGUUAUCAGAACCUUACAACAGAGAAAUGAUAGAAUACUAAGCCUGCUUGCUCGGGUGAGAGGCAAAACAUGAAGGAUAACCUACGACCUGGCAAAAAAUAUGGAAUCACCAGUCUCGGACGAGCACUGACUCAGAAAUUUUAUCUUGUAGGACAAACUCAUAAAAAAGCUUGAAAAAAUAAUGAAUUAGUUCAAAAGUGCAACUCUUUAGCAUUCAGAAACACUAAAAGAAUGAAUAAAAAACGUUGUGGUGGUCAGUAAAUGAUAAUUUUAUCGCGCAAGUGCAGGGAAAUUUAUAUGGAAUCACUCCAUUCUAUGGAAAAAAAAUCUGGAAUCGUGAGAAACAAACAAAGAAAUAACAAUCAAAACAUCUCGAGUAUUUAGUAGUAGUCUCUGAGGCAUGGACUUGAUGAGUAUUCUUCAUCAAUUUGGUGCCAGCUCUCUUUGAUUGUAGCUGCCAAUGCAGAUUCUUGACAAGGUGAUGAUGCUGGGACUUUUGUUUGGUGCCGUUCCAGUGAGAUUUACAAAGAUGACUGCCUGAAGAGGACAUUGAAAUUCCCUCAGUCCUUGAUGAUAUGGGGCUAAAUGUCAGGCAGAGGCACUGGAGAGAUGGCUGUGGUUAAAUCUUCAAUAAAUGCACAAGUUUACAUUGAAAUUUUAGACAGCUUUCUUAUCCCUUCAAUUGAAAAUGUCAUUUUCCAAGAUGAUAAUGCAUCAUGCCACAGAGCUAAAACUGUUAAAGCAUUCCUUGCAGAAAGACUCGUCCAGUCAAGGUCAUGGCCUGCAAAUAGCCCAGAUCUCAACAAUAUUGAAAACCUGUGGUGGAAAUUGAAAAAAAAAAUGGUCCACAGCAAGGCUCUGACCUUCAAGGAUCAGGCAACUGCAAUCAACGAGAGUUGGCACCUAUGAAAGAAUAUUGCACAAUUUUACAUUGAAAUUUUAGAAAGCUUUCUUAUCCCUUUAAUUGAAAAUAUGUCAUUUUCCAAGAUGACAACACAUUAUGCCACAGAGCUAAAACUUAAAGCAUUCCUUGGAGAACGACUCAAAGAUGGUCCACUUUAAUGUGACUUGUCCCGUUUACACAGUCAAGACCCACACUCGAGUUGGAAAAACAUGGAACAAAAGUUCCAGCAUCAUCACCUUGUCAAGAGUCAAGAAUGAAUUGGACAAGGUGUCAAGAAUCUGCAUUGGACAAGGUGAUGAUGCUGGAACUUUUGUUUAGUGGUGUUCCAGUGAGAUUUUCAAAGAUGACUCCCUGAAGACGACAUCAUAAUUCCCCUCAGUUCUUGAUGAUAUGGGGCUAAAUGUCAGGCAAAAGCAUUGGGGAGAUGGCUGUGGUUAAAUCUUCAAUAAAUGCACAAGUUUACUUUGAAAUUUUAGAAAACUUUCUUAUCCCUUCAAUUGAAAAUACCGUAUUGGCCUGAAUAUAAGACAGUGUUUUUUUGCAUUGAAAUAAGAUGACAAAGUGGGGGUCAACUUAUAUUCGCGGUCUAGACAUUAUACCCAUUCACGAGGCUAGAUGGCGACAGAUAUCAUUGAAGCGAUGUUCUGUCAUGACAGAUCUCCGCUACUCUCAAGUUGAACUAGUUUGCAUUAUUUUAUUGCAAUGUUUUUCCUUAUUCAGAUUUGUUUCAAGACUACAGUUAUAGACUUCACUUUGAUGGUUAAUGCAGUUAUUGCAAUUGCGGUUUUAUCACAAUAGAUUGGUUUAUUUUAGGGCUGUCAAACGAUUAAAAUUUUUAAUCGAGUUAAUAACAGCUUAAAAAUUGUAAUCGCAAUUCAAACCAUCUAUAAAAAAAUGCCAUAUUUUUCUGUAAAUUAUUGUUGGAAUGGAAAGACACAAAGACGACUGAUAUAUGUUCAACAUACUGUACAUAAGUACUGUGUUUAUUAUAAAGAUAAAUCCACAAGAUGGCAUUAACAUUGACAUUCUUUGUUAAAGGGAUCCACAGAUAUAAAGACUUGUUCUCAAAAGAUAAAUUUACGUACUAGUAAUUUUAUUUUAAAAUCCCUCUUCAUGUUUUUGUUUUAAUAAAAUUUGUAAAAUUUUCAAUCAAAACAUAAACUAGUAGCUCGCCAUUGUUGAUGUCAAUAAUUACACAAUGCUCAUGUUGCAUAAAAUCAGUUGCACCCAAGCGCCAGCAGAGGGAGAUUAAAAAACAAGUAAAAUGUGGACAUGACACUGCUGUCAUUUUAAUCUGUUUGAGCGGGGCAUGUGCGUUAAUUGUGUCAAAUAUUUUAACGUGAUUAAUUUAAAAAAUUAAUUACUGCCCGUUAACGCGAUAAUUUUGACAACCCUAGUUUAUUUACAUUUCAAAAACCAGAAGCCAUUCAUUUACGAAUGUGAUUGCACUUUGGUUUACAUAUUUAAAUGUUCAGAUAUUAAGAUUUGAAUGAGGCAAAAUAACAUGCUUUUUCUCUCAAAAUGUUGUUAUAAUCAUUUGUUUCAGAUGCACUGCAAUUAUUUUCUGUAUAAAAUUUAGUGUUCAAAAAGUCUUUUGUCAAACUCGAGUCUUGAAAAAGAGGGGGUCUUCUUAUAAUCAGGGCCAAUACGGUAUGUCAUUUUCCACGAUGACAAUGCAUCAUGCCACAGAGCUAAAAAACUUAAAGCAUUCCUUGGAGAAAGACUCAUCCAGUCAAUGUAAUGGCCUGCAAAUAGCUCCGAUUUCAACCCCAUUGAGAACCUGUGGUGGAAAAUGGAAAAAAAAUUGUCCACAGCAAGGCUCCGACCUGCAAGGUUUAACCACAGCCGUCUCCCCAGUCCCUUUGCCUGACAUGUAGCCCCAUAUCAUCAAGGACUGAGGGAAUUAUGUCUUCUUCAGGCAGUCAU